AUGGUCGCAGCUGCCCAGCCGGUGUCGCCAUUGCCUCAAAAACACGUCGCUCAGAAGGAACCAAGUGCUGGCCCUGAAGCAGGAAAUGCUGAAGACAGCGACGAGUACGAAGAAGUCGAAGUUACCGACAGCGAGGGCGAGGAUGCAGAAGGUCAACCAUUUAAGCGUCCUCGUACCGAAAGCCCAGGUGCGCAUGACAAGCCAGUCGAAUUCACAGAGGAAGAUAUGGAAUACCAACUCGCCGCAAUGGGCGAAGAUUAUGGCCUGGAGCCGGGCGAAUAUGGCGAGCCUGGAGAAGAAGACUGGGAAGAGGGCGCGGAAGGGCUCCAGUUGACCGACGCUGAUGCCGAAGCGCUUUUCCGCGACUUGCUGGACGACUUCAAUAUUAAUCCUUUCACGACAUGGGAGACCGUCAUCGAAGAAGGUCGCAUCUUUGAGGACACCAGGUACACAGCGCCUUCGAACAUGAAGCACCGAAGAGAAAUCUUCUCAAACUGGAGCCGAGACCGCAUCAAGGAUGUUCAAGAGCGCAAGGCGAAGCAGGAAAAGCAGGACCCUCGCAUCAAAUACUUAGCUUUCCUCCAGGAGUACGCAACACCAAAACUAUACUGGCCCGAAUUCAAACGCAAAUACCGAAAAGAGGGAGAGAUGAAGGACACGAAGCUUUCAGACAAGGAUCGGGAGAAGUUCUACCGUGACUAUAUUUCGAAGCUCAAACUUUCUGAAAGUACUCGCAAGUCGGAUCUUUCGAUUCUGCUCAAAUCAGUUCCUUUGCAUGCUUUGAAUCGUUCUUCGAACCUAGAGGCUCUUCCGGUCCAGAUUAUCACAGAUAUCCGAUAUAUUACACUUCCAGCCAAGAUUCGCGACCCGUUAAUCGAGGCGUACAUAUCUACCUUGCCCCCACCGCCGGAGGAGCAGUUGACUGCGGAGCAACAUGAAGAGAUCGACCGGAAGCGGAGGGAGAGAGAGAAGCGUGAAAAGGCCCUUGAGGACCGAGAGAAACGCGUGGAGGAAGAGAAGCGGAGGCAGCGAGGUGAUGUGAUUCGUGGCAAGCACCUUCUCAGGGAAGGCGAGGCCGAGAUUGCAGAAGCUAUGAAGGUCCGCAAAGAUGGAUUGCGGAGCUACAUGGAUGUUGAUGAGACACCAGCCGGCGAGCAAGAAGAUUCUGGUAAAUAA
This is a messenger RNA of Penicillium maclennaniae, 1176 nucleotides long. Its product is annotated as FF domain-containing protein. Gene Ontology annotation, molecular function: RNA polymerase binding; transcription coregulator activity. The record is from RefSeq and is a predicted model, not a curated record. Lineage: Eukaryota; Fungi; Ascomycota; Eurotiomycetes; Eurotiales; Aspergillaceae. Bases 1 to 1176 code for a protein of 391 amino acids. Gene Ontology annotation, cellular component: nucleus. The transcript has a single exon.